Molecule: messenger RNA, 1321 nt
Organism: Grammomys surdaster
Lineage: Eukaryota; Metazoa; Chordata; Mammalia; Rodentia; Muridae
Gene: Ttc27
Product: tetratricopeptide repeat domain 27
Exons: 9
Molecular function (GO): protein binding
Source: RefSeq, a predicted model, not a curated record
CGCCAGCUCGCAGGUUUGCUGUUUGAGUUGGGAUGCACCACCUCAGCCCUGCAGAUAUUUGAGAAGCUGGAGAUGUGGGAGGACGUGGUCAUUUGCUAUGAGAGGGCUGGGCAGCACGGGAAGGCAGAAGAAAUCCUUAGGCAAGAACUGGAGAAAAAGGAAACACCAAGUUUAUACUGCUUGCUUGGAGAUGUCCUGCAAGAUCACUCUUGCUAUGACAAGGCCUGGGAGCUGUCACGACACCGCAGUGCACGUGCCCAGCGCUCCAAAGCUCUCCUCCACCUUCGGAAUAAGGAGUUUCGGGAAUGUGUGGAGUGCUUUGAACGCUCAGUGAAGAUCAAUCCCAUGCAGCUUGGGGUCUGGUUUUCUCUAGGCUGUGCCUACUUGGCCUUGGAAGACUAUGGUGGAUCUGCGAAGGCAUUUCAGCGCUGUGUGACCCUAGAACCCGAUAAUGCUGAGGCUUGGAACAAUUUAUCCACUUCCUAUAUUCGACUGAAGCAAAAAGUCAAAGCUUUUAGAACGUUACAGGAAGCUCUCAAGUGUAACUACGAACACUGGCAAAUCUGGGAAAACUACAUUCUCACCAGCACUGAUGUUGGGGAGUUUGGGGAAGCCAUCAAAGCUUACCACCGGCUCCUGGACCUCAGAGACAAAUACAAAGAUGUUCAGGUCCUGAAAAUUCUGGUCAGGGCAGUGGUUAAUGGUAUGACCGACCGAAGUGGAGAUGUUGCGUCUAGCCUCAAAGGCAAGCUGCAGGAGUUGUUGGGCAGAGUAACUUCAAGGGUGACCAAUGACGGAGAAGUCUGGAGACUGUAUGCCCAAGUACAUGGAAAUGGGCAGAGUGAGAAGCCUGAAGAGAAUGACAAGGCAUUCCAGUAUCUCUCGAAGGCAUACAAGUGUGACACACAGUCCAGUUGUUGGGAGAAAGAUGCUACAGCAUUUAAGGAAGUUGUUCAGAGAGCCAUAGGACUCACACAUGUGGCUAUAAAAUGCAGUGAGAGCAAGUCCAGUCCACAGGAAGCUGUACAAGCACUUUCUUCAGUUCGACUCAAUUUACGUGGCUUGUUAUCCAAAGCAAAGCAGAAUUUUACAGAUGUGGUAAGUGGAGAAGUCUCUGGAGAGAUAGCCAGUGAAAUAGCAGCUGUGAAUGCUCUGGAAGCAGAGCUGCAAGACCUCAGCAACCAGCUUCGAAACCAGUACUGACUGACUAUGAGAAGCAGCUUGUGACAGUCACUUCUGCCUUCUCGAAUUCCUCCAAUACCUGUAUAUCUAAAACACAAGAUACCAGUUUUUAAAAUAAAAUUGUUUGCCGGCAAACGUA